GACGUCACUGCUGUCUGCGCUUGGCUAGCCGCAAGCUAAAGUGCGUAUUUGCUUUCUUUAUGCAGGCAAGAAAUAUCCUUUUGUAACAUUGCGUUUAUUAGUAUAUCACUUUAUUAUGGAAAGCCCUCACGAAAUCCCUACUCUCACUAACAUAACAUAAUAGAAGGUAUUUAUUGAUUUAACUAAGGUUUAAUAAGUCUAAAGCUUUAGCCACAAUGCUAGCUAGUAUAAACAAGCCAUAGAUUCAUAGUCGCUUUGCUUUGUUUAUUGACUUGAAACAAAAUUGACACCGGGGUGGCAGCAUGGCAGAUUCCUCACCUUUAUCUGGUGUGAAUGUUGUACUGGUUAUGACUUAUGGGAGCUUGGUGUUCGUGUUGUUGUUCAUCUUCGUCAAAAGACAAAUUAUGCGUUUUGCUAUGAGAUCCCGUCGCGGACCCCACGCACCCAUAGGACACAAUGCACCAAAGGGCCUGAAAGAGGACAUAGACUCGGGAUUGUCCAAGGUUCAGGAGAUCUGUUUUGAACCCCGGCUUUUAGCUGAAGAAGAUGACAGAUUGAGACAUGAAUCACAACUUAGUUGCUACAACUACCUGUACAGAAUGAAAGCACUGGACGCUAUCCGGGACUCAGGGAUUCCUAUUCUAGAAAUAAGUCGGACCCCCAGUGCGUUCACUGGACGUCACUUCAGGAGCUGGCUGCUGGAGCUACGAAAUUCUCACUCUCUCAUCAAAAGUAGCCGCAGUGCACUCAUUGAUAAACUCCUUGAAGGAUAUGACAAUGCACGUCAUGGCACAGGGGUGUUUGGGGAAGAUGAGUUUCUUGAAUACCAGCAAGCUCUGAAUGAACUGGUUGAUGUUGUGAAGGCCUAUUCCAGCAGCACCAGCCUGGACCAGCACCACCAGUCAGCAGCCAAGGACCUGACUGGAUCGCCUGUCCGCUCCACACCCUCCACCAUACAAGUCACAUACCUGCCUUCCACCGGACAACGCAGCAAGAGACCCAAACACUUCCUGGAACUGAAAAGCUUCAAAGACAAUUAUAAUACACUGGAGAGUACCCUGUAGGACACGACAGCAAAAUCAAGUAGUCUGUAACAUUUGGUUUUAUUUCAAAGGCUGUAGUCACUGUCUCUUUCAAGAUAUUCGACUUCCCAACUAUGGUUUAGACAAAGAUGAUUGUAGCCUAUAUGGCAAAAGUGAUAAAUGGCAUCUACUGCGAGUAAUGCCAUGCUUAAUUAAAGGUGCACUGUGUAACUUUUCUAGUGUCACCUGCUUGUCUCCAUGGAGAUGUUAUUACUUUACCAAGAAUGUUCAACAGCAUGGUAUUAAAUGGUACAAUUUGUAAGUUGUAAGUUUAAUGCCAUACAGUGGAACAUUUCUGGCAAAUCAGUAAUAUCUCGAUGAAGACAAAUGAGAUUCUCCACCAGACGUCACAUAGACCACCUUAAUUAAUAUUGAAUGGUCCAAAUGUAAAACUGACAUGCAAAUUGUGUUUUUGUACAGAAUUAUAUUUAUAUGAAUUGUUGUAACUUAAGUAAUUUGUGUGUGAUCUUAAUUUAUUUAUUGUGUGUUUUUGACAUAAAAGAUCAACUACCAUCUACAGUUUCUCUUCUUUUCCUCCACUAGAUGGCACUGC
Messenger RNA from Periophthalmus magnuspinnatus, 1635 nucleotides. RefSeq names its product protein C1orf43-like. Bases 303 to 1064 code for a protein of 253 amino acids. Gene Ontology annotation, biological process: phagocytosis. The transcript is spliced from 7 exons. Lineage: Eukaryota; Metazoa; Chordata; Actinopteri; Gobiiformes; Gobiidae. The record is from RefSeq and is a predicted model, not a curated record.